Messenger RNA from Alternaria atra, 1242 nucleotides. RefSeq lists its product as uncharacterized. The record is from RefSeq and is a predicted model, not a curated record. Bases 1 to 1242 code for a protein of 413 amino acids. Lineage: Eukaryota; Fungi; Ascomycota; Dothideomycetes; Pleosporales; Pleosporaceae. The transcript is spliced from 2 exons.
AUGGAUCACAACUACAAUCGAGAGGAUACGGAUUUCGACAUGACUUCGGGCUUUAAUAAGCAGUACGUUCCGAUGGAUCCCAGUCUCGAGAACAUGUUCGCGCCAUCCACUCCCAAGCAUAUGCAUAAGAGCUCAACUCCGCACUACGACUUUCAGGGUCAUGGCCCGAGUGCCUACGAGAUGUUCAUGCCUGAUAUGAUGCCGUCUGAGGCCUAUCGUGCAGGCUACCAAGGACUGAUGGCACCUGAUAGCACAGCAGCCCAUAUCGAAUCGAAUGGAGACCAGUUCCAUGGCGCUUUCGAAGAACCGAACGAGCAUGCCACGAACAUUCACCAAUAUGACUCCCAGUCGACUGCAACUAACGCUACGCGUAUGCAAUACGCCGAGGCCUUCGCUUUUGCCUUGCUCACACACUAUUACCCUGCAUCGCAAGGCUACACUGUGGUGCCGACUUCCCCCGGACUCAUUGCAAAGAAUGGGAUAAACUUUAUCUUAGCUGCUAACGACAAGUCGGACAUCUGGAAGGAUCUGCGCAAGAAGAAGGCCAAUAGCACUAAUAAGGCUAAUCGGCGACGAGCGCCGACCAAAAAGGAGCUUGAGAGGGCCGAAAAGGAGGAGCAAGUUGCCAAGGUAGCAGAGUACAACCACGAGUUUGCAUACAUGGCCAACCUGCAAUGGGACUAUAUCUCGCCUCAGGACAUCGCUGUUUUUGUGGUCACAUGCGAGACAGAAAUAAGAAAUGAGAAGACUGGAGUGGUUAUAUGCGAACAGCACCCGCACACCUACUUCGCCAUUAUGAUCGACAACUUCGAUGAAGUCCCACGUUUCUCGACGGAAAACACCGUUCACCGCAGUGACAUUCUCACUGACGCGCUAUGCCGAGGUGGCAAGGUUCAAAACGGUUACGGUAUGCUCCUAUAUGGACCCCGGCUUGAGUUUUACGCCUUUGAUCGUGGAGACGAGUGGUAUUACUCUGUCAGUGAUGAGGAGAAUGGGCAGGAACCUCAAGACAUUGAACCUAAGAUGGAGGUUCUGCAGUCUGGCAGCCAGGACAUGCAGUUCGAUCUGCGCACUAUGGGUUUGGACACCGUUGGUGCAGCUUUCAGAGACGUUGCUGUUAGGGAGGUAGUUUAUAUGGUUGAACCAGAGGUUGUUGCGGAUGAGAACCCAGAUUCGGUAGACGGCGGUGAGGAUAUGGAGGAGCAGUACGCACAUUACAGUACCUUUGAAAGCGAGAAGUGA